AUGGACCAUCCAGUGAUCAAAACAGUCCAUUGCUCGGGCACUCCCUACGAGAUUGGCCAUCAGCACGGCGUGGCUGCGGCUGCUGAAGUCCACAGCAACAUCAAAACAUACACUGGCUUCUUCCAGGAAACAGCCCAGAUUACUUGGGAGUCGGCACGAGAGCGGGCCGUGAGACAGUUUGUUCCAACUCUCAAUGCCAAGUAUCCUGAAAUCCUUGAAGAGAUGGCUGGAAUCGCCGACGGGGCCGGCCGUGGUCUGACACGCGACGACAUAUUGACCCUCAACGUCCGCAGUGAGAUCUGUCUGACCAACUACACAGAUGGCUGUACGUCGAUCAGCCAGGUAGGACCAGAUGGAACAAUGUUUCUGGCCCAGAAUUGGGACUGGUUAGAAGAACUGCAAAACGGAAUGGUUCUUCUACACAUCCAACCCCAAGGGUCUGACUGUGCAAUGAGGUUUCUCGGCGAAGCUGGAAUCGUUGGCAAAAUAGGCAUGAACAGUGCUGGUUUCGGCUUGUGCAUGAAUGCCAUCCGGUCCGGCGCUUUCAAUAACGCCAAUCUGCCCGUUCAUGUCAUGUCGCGUCGUCUCCUGCAAUUCGCCACAAGUGUUGACGAGGCGCUGGCCAUCUUGGACGAAUUUGGCUUGGCCAGCACAAGCAACUAUAUGUUUGCCGACGCAGAGGGGAAGCAUGUCGAUGUUGAGUGUUCUCCAAGGGGUAACGUCUUAAUCUCGCCACACGAUGGAUAUGUGGCACAUACAAACCAUUUGUACGGACCCAAUCGACCCCUUAAAUUGGUUGAUCACCCUGCGGCGAAUUCUUUCUCCCGACUGGACCGCAUACGAGAGCUCACUUUGUCCGAUGCGAAGGCCAGCACACCCCUAUCAUUUCAAUCUCUUCGUCACCGACUCUCAGAUGAGCAAGGGUCGCCAUUCUCAAUAUGCAGGGACAGACCUGCUGGGGCUGUGGGGAUGGAAAGAAUGACCACCUUAGCUUGCAUUAUGAUGGAGUUGAAGAGUCGUACAGGCAAGGUGUUGAUCGGUCGACCAUGCGAUAGUCUACCCAUUGUAGAAUGGGCAUUUUAG
Messenger RNA from Fonsecaea nubica, 1083 nucleotides. RefSeq lists its product as hypothetical. Lineage: Eukaryota; Fungi; Ascomycota; Eurotiomycetes; Chaetothyriales; Herpotrichiellaceae. The record is from RefSeq and is a predicted model, not a curated record. The coding region runs from base 1 to 1083 and encodes 360 amino acids. The transcript has a single exon.